AUGCCGCGCAAGAUGUGGGUUGCAGAGGGGCCAGCCCCAGCCCAGUGGAGCCUGCGGGAUGGGGCCCACGCUGGACAAUUCCUGGCCAUGGCCGACCAGCUCCGAACCGCAGGACAGCUGGUGGACGUGGCCGUAGGCCCGGAGGGUGAUGUGGCCCACGCCGUGGUCCUGGCCUCCAUCAGCUCCUUCUUCCUCCGCUUCCUGGAGGGCAAGACCAGAGCGCUGCGCCAGGACCCCCCACCUCAUGUCCCCCUGCCACCUGGGGCCACGCUGUGGGGCUGGCGGGCUGUUCUCACCUUCGCCUAUGGGGGAACCGUGCCCCACGGCCGGGAGAAGGAGGUGGAGGAGGCUGCCCGGGCCCUGGGGGCCCCCCGGGUGGUGGCCGCCUGUGCCCUGCGGCUGGAGAGUGACCGCCAGGAGGGAGGUCCCGAGCCCCUGGAGGAGCAGUGGGAGACACUAAGAGCCAUAGAGCAACUCCAUGCCAGCGGCCUGGGCUGCGACCUCCAGCUCCAGGCAGGGGACAAGGUCAUUCCAGUGCAGCGCCUGGCCCUGAGCUGCUCCUGUGACUUCUUCCGGGCCCUCUUCACUUGCCCCAUGCGGGAGGCCACCCAUGACCCUGCCACCCCACUGCCCACAGGGCUGUCACCGGAUGAGCUGCGCCUCCUCCUCUCCUUCGCCUACACAGGGGCUGUGACAGGGCCGUGGCCCAUGGUCCUGGAGGCAGCCGAGACGUCCCUGCGCUACCAGGCCUGGGGGCUCCUCACCCUCUGCCUGGACGUUUUCACCCAUGACCUGACCCCAGAAACUGGCCUGGAUGUGCUGGCCUUUGCUGUGGCUUAUGGGCUGGCAGAGGUGAGCCGUGUAGCAGAGGACUACAUCUUGGCUACCUUCCCCAGUGUGGUGGCCACACCAGCCUUCCUGGAUCUUCCUGCACAUCUUCUCAUCCGCCUUCUCCGCUCUGACAGUCUCAAUGUCCUCCAUGAACUGGAGGCUUUGGAAGCAGCAUCCCGGUGGCUUACGGCCAAUGGACAUGGCCAAGAGGAUCUAGCCAAGGAAGUCCUGUCAUCUGUUCGCUUUGCUCUCAUGUCUGGCCGGGAGCUGAGGAAGGUCCCCUCGGUGACUGCAGGGGUAGCUGACCCAAAGGUCCUCCGCGAGCUCGUGGUAGCAAGUUUGGCCCCCAUGGCCCAGCUGCCAUGCCGGGUGCGUUCCUUGCAAGAGGUGCUGGUGGUUUGUGGUGGAGACAAACUGACGGCCAACCUGGCGGCCCGGAAGCCCAGCAGACACCUCUGGUUUGCCCACCGCUACCUCAGUGCUGUGGGACUGGUGAAGCAGGUGGAGUGGCGGGCACUGGGACACUUUCCUGAUGGCCCACGCUUCCGCCAUGCUGUAGCUGUGGUGGGCAACAUCCUCUACGUCCUCGGUGGAAAGCGCUACUACGGGGUCCAUGACACCCUGGCCAGUGUCUACAGGUAUCAGCCUAUGGAUGAUUCCUGGGAGCGUCUGGCCAGCAUGACCUGUGGGCGGAGCUACUUUGCCGCUGUGGCACUUGGGGAUUUCAUCUAUGCCCUGGGAGGCAGCUCAGGAGAGCUCUACUGCACAGACACUGUGGAGUGCUAUGACCUGGCCAACGACACCUGGAGGAGGUGCCAGCCCUUGCCGAUGGCUCUGUGUGGGCACGCUGCGUGUGCCCUGGAAGGUGCCCUCUACGUGUCAGGGGGGUGUGAUGAGGCGUACCAGUGCCAGGCAUCCCUGCUGCGCUACAUCCCGGUUGGGGGCGCAGCUGUGCUGGGGGGGGAACUGCUCGUACUGGGAGGGUACAGUCAUGAGACCUACCAGGACACUCACCUGAUCCACGCCUACCAGCCGGGGAGCCGGCGCUGGAUCACCCGAGGCACCUUGCCCCAUGCCUAUACUGACCUCCAAGCCUGUGUCCUCACU
Messenger RNA from Leptosomus discolor (cuckoo roller), 1938 nucleotides. The record is from RefSeq and is a predicted model, not a curated record. NCBI's taxonomy places the organism in Eukaryota, Metazoa, Chordata, Aves, Leptosomiformes, Leptosomidae.